Cercopithifilaria johnstoni is the source of this 768-nucleotide messenger RNA. The record is from the annotation of a GenBank genome assembly. Lineage: Eukaryota; Metazoa; Nematoda; Chromadorea; Rhabditida; Onchocercidae.
AUGGCUCGUUCAACAAUUUCCACUUUUCUUCUAGUCGUAUCGAUAACGAUAUCAUUGGUUGCAACAAAACCUAGUAUAGGAUGGAAUUCUAAUGGAAACGAGGAACUACCUUCAUUCCCUCCCGAACCUCCAUCUGAAUUGAAGAGCAUCUUUCCGCCUGUAACUUACGCUCAACUUGUCGCUGUUCAUCGGGAUCAAUCGCUAACAAUACAGCAAAAGAUGGUAAAAAUUGAUGAAAUUAUAAAUGCUCUACCGGAAAAUAUUUUGCAACAACUUCCUCUUCCACCAGCAUUCCGGUUACUUCCCGAAUAUGUCCAAGAAAUGAUAAAAAUUAUACGUGUAUCAAAAAAUAUUGCAAUGGAAGAUAAAUGGCUUCUGAUGAUACUUGUCAUUGAAUCACUACCAAAUGAACAACGAAAAGUGCUGCAACAAAUGAUGCCAAAUUCUCCAACGGAACCUUUAUUGGAAUUUAAACAUAUACUUCCAAAAGAUAUCUGGAAUCAAUUCAUUAGAAUUUAUCAGGAUGCUAAUCUUAAUAAUGCACAAAAAAUGAAAAGAAUUGAAGAACUAAUGGAUCGUUUGCCCGGUUCAAUUCGUCAAAAGCUACCACCAACAUCACCAUUUGAAAAAUUACCUACUGAGAUACAGGAAAAAUUGCAAGUUGUUCAUAUACAGCAAGGAUUAUCAGCACAACAACGACUUCAGAAAAUAAAAGCAAUUAUCGAUUCUUUGCCACUUGAAAUUAAAAAAUUGAUAUUUCCGCAGUAA